Molecule: messenger RNA, 1845 nt
Organism: Rotaria sp. Silwood1
Lineage: Eukaryota; Metazoa; Rotifera; Eurotatoria; Philodinida; Philodinidae
Source: the annotation of a GenBank genome assembly
AUGACCAAUGGUUAUAAUACAACAUCAACAAAAAGUCGUUCAUUUGAAAAUAAUCUUGAUUUAUGUGGUCAAAAAAUAUCUGAUGAAUUAACUAUAUCAUCAUCAUCAUUAAUUGAUUUACCUACAUCAUCAUCAACAAUAAGUCAUACUGAUUAUGAUAAUCUUCCUAUUGUUGAUAAUGAAAAUGAAAUUAAUGAAGAAAAACUAAUAAUACAUCAAACUAUAACACGAUUAUCUACACAAAUACAAUCACCUAUAUCAAGUGAACUUGAUCAAAAAAUAAAAGAUGAAAUUGAUGCUAGACUUAAAGAUAUUGAUGAUGAAUUUGAUUUUAAAUUACCAGUUACGGCAGAAACAGUUAAUAAAUCUGUUGAUCUUCCAUCAGCACAAAGAUUAGCUAAACGACUUUAUGCAUUAGAUGGUUUCAAGUCAAUUGAUGUUGUCAGACAUUUAUGUAAAAGGAAUGAUUUUAAUCAAUUAGUAGCUGAAGAAUAUGUAAAAUUAUUUAAUUUUCAAGGUGAUACACUUGAUCGUGCAUUAAGAAAAUUUGUUAAACAAUUUACUAUUAUUGGUGAAGCACAAGAUCGUGAACGUGUUUUACAUUUUUUUGCUGCACGAUAUCUUGAUUGUAAUCCAACAACAUUUAGUUCAGUCGACGCUUGUCAUAUGCUUACUUGUGCAAUAAUGUUGCUUAAUACAGAUCUUCAUGAUCGAAAAAUUACAAAUAAAAUGACAUUUCAACAGUUUAGUGAUAAUUUACAUGAAUUAAAUGAUGGAAAAGAUUUUUCGAAAGAUUUACUUAAAUCAUUAUAUAAUGCAAUUAAAAAUGAACAACUUAUGAAUGAAACAACUCUUGACUCAGACGAUUAUAAUGAUGUACGAUUAGAUGACCAUGGAACAUUACAAGGUUAUAGCAACAUUGUAAAUCCAUUUUUAGAAAUUUCUGAUACCAAUAAAAGUAUUGAACACAUGCAAGGUUAUCUUAUGCGUAAAUGUUGUGUGGAGUCUGAUGGAAAACGAACUCCAUUUUUACGUCGCGGUUGGAAAGCCUAUUAUGCUAAUUUACGUGAUAUGGUUCUGUAUUUACAUAAAAAUGAUCAACAACCAACUACAAUAUUAAUUAGUGAUACAAAUGCUAUACGUUUACAUCAUGCAUUUGCUCAAGAGGCUCUUGAUUAUCGUAAAAGACAACAUGUUUUUCGUUUAAAAACAUCUGAUUGGGCAGAAUAUUUAUUUCAAACAACUGAUCAUGAUUUGAUGAUUAAAUGGAUUGAUGCAAUUAAUUUAGUAGCAGCAUCAUUUUCUUCUCCACCAUUACCUGCAGCUAUUGAUUCUGUAUCAUUACAUUUUCAACGACCACUUUUACCAAGUGUACAAACACGUUAUUCAGUUUUUGAACAAUAUGAAUUUAUUAUUCAUCAAAUAAAUGAUAUAACAAAACAAUUAAAUGAUUUAAGAAUUCAAUCUUAUGCAAAUAAUACAAUUAAUGGUGAUACUAAACAAAUAAAAGCAUGUGAUAAGAUUGAAAAUAAAGAUAAAGUUGAAUAUCUUCAAUAUGAAUUACAACGAUAUGAAACCUAUGCUGAUCGAUUACGAAGACAUUUUGAACAAUUACAAUUAGAUCAUUCAUCUCUUAAUUUGAAUAUUAAUGAAAAUCAACAACAUCAUAGUUUUAUUGGACCUAUUGAAUCAUUAUCAGGUGUAAAUAAUCCUCAACAAUCAUCAUCAGUUAGUUACAAAAAAAGCUCUCAAUCAGCAAAUAUAGCAUUAGUUAAUGCUAAUCGCUAUAGUUAUAUGAUGGCCGUUAAUACAAAUCCUUUAACGAUGAAAGAACAUCGUUUAUAA